This is a messenger RNA of Gossypium raimondii (Peruvian cotton), 1513 nucleotides long. Its product is annotated as probable sugar phosphate/phosphate translocator At3g14410. NCBI's taxonomy places the organism in Eukaryota, Viridiplantae, Streptophyta, Magnoliopsida, Malvales, Malvaceae. Gene Ontology annotation, molecular function: antiporter activity. Bases 232 to 1083 code for a protein of 283 amino acids. The record is from RefSeq and is a predicted model, not a curated record. The transcript is spliced from 8 exons. Gene Ontology annotation, cellular component: Golgi apparatus; trans-Golgi network; endosome.
AAAAUAAAGGACAGCAAUGGCAGAUCCAGUUAAGAAGAAAAUGUUGAAAGAAGAAAUCAUUACUUACGCUUACCUCAUUCUCUACAUCGCUCUUUCCAGCGGUCAAAUCUUCUUCAACAAGUUUCGGAGUUCAGAGUCUAUGUUGUUCAUGUCAAAUGGAAUGCUUUUUGUUGGGUUUUGUCAUCAAAGGAAAUCAAUUUUCCGUAUCCCCUUGGGUUGACUCUGCUUCACAUGGUCUUCUCUUCUGUUUUAUGUUUCUUACUCACUAAAGUCUUCAAGAUUUUAAAAGUUGAAGAAGGAAUGACGUUAGAAAUAUACACGACAUCUGUGAUCCCAAUUGGUGCCAUGUUUGCAAUGACUCUUUGGCUGGGAAACACUGCCUACUUGUAUAUAUCAGUGGCAUUUGCACAAAUGCUGAAGGCAAUUAUGCCAGUAGCUGUUUUCAUCCUUGGAGUAGCAGCAGGACUGGAGGUAAUGAGCUGCAGGAUGCUUUUAAUAAUGUCAGUGAUUAGCUUUGGUGUUCUGGUGGCUUCUUAUGGAGAAAUAAAUAUUAGCUGGAUUGGAGUUGUUUACCAAAUGGGUGGUGUUGUCGGAGAAUCUUUAAGACUUAUAUUCAUGGAGAUUCUGGUUAAGCGAAAGGGUCUCAAGUUAAACCCUAUAUCUAUCAUGUAUUAUGUUAGUCCUUGCAGUGCUCUUUGUCUGUUUAUUCCUUGGAUCUUUCUGGAGAAACCAAAAAUGGAUGCCCAUGGGAUGUGGAACCUUCACCCUGUUGUGCUAACGCUGAACUCUAUCUGCACCUUUGCACUCAACUUGUCAGUUUUCCUAGUGAUCUCACACACUAGUGCUCUAACCAUUCGCGUUGCUGGAGUCGUCAAGGAUUGGGUGGUUGUUUUAGUAUCGGCCCUUCUCUUUGCAGAUACAAAGUUGACAGUCAUAAAUUUAUUUGGUUAUGGCAUAGCCAUUGCUGGUGUGGCGGCAUACAAUAAUCACAAGUUGAAGAGGGAAGCAAUUCGCAAUAUCUCUGAUGACUCCCAAGCUGCCCUGACCAUACCGAUGGCUACAUCAUCGAAUCUGAACAGAUAGUUAUGUACAACUCCUAAUCUGCAAAGAUGAUGUUGAAAGUAUAAAUAAUUGCACAAAUCAGAGCUACUUGGAACCGCCAGUUAAUCUCGUUGCUUCUAUUUAUUUUGGGAUGUCCAUCACACACUGCAGGAAAAAACAACGUCUUAACUUGUUUUUCCAUUGAUUCUGCACAGAUUAUUCGGGGCGCCGGUUGUUAUAUUUGGAGAAAGUGACCUUCUGAGAUAAGGUGAAGUAGAAAAUCUGCAAAGAAAUACUUGGACUGUUUUAAACUGUAGUGUUAUGAGUUUUUGGUUUUGUUAUGUCUUAACUGUACAUUGGUGGGUGGGAUUAGAGGUGUCGAUUCUCAGGUUGGCUUUGUUUGCCCAAACUUGAUUAGAUUUUAAAGCUCGUUUUAUUGUUUUAAAUAUAUGAAAAGGUAAUUUUGAUAUCA